ACAUUUGAUUCCAGCUUUUCGGCGGCUGGCGGCUCAAUCGUCCUUUGGGUCCUUUAUCCGGUUUCCGCUGUGCGUCAGUCCUUUGCCCUUGUCUUCGUUACCAAAUCCACCUUUUUCCAUCGUGCUUAAUUCGUCUCGCACCUCCACCCUCCCAUCAGUCUCGCAGCCUCGCAGCGUCUAUCACUCUAAACGCCAUGUCCGCCUCCGACCAAUAACAAUACACAAGUGCACUUGCAAGGUCGAGCUUCCAGCGACCCUCACUGCCCACCACUCAUCAUCUAAUCCACAGCGCUUCCGAAAAGCCUGUGACCCUCCACAAUGCCGUCCAUCAGACCCUCACUCUCCACCCUGCCCUCUUACCUCGCCUUACCCUCCAGAAGGACGAAAUGGAAGGCUCUCAUUGUGGGCUCCCUCAACUUUUAUCGAAUCCACCUCAUUACCUUUACAGUCGUUCCUCUCAUUACUUCCUCCAUCAUGUUUGCCUGUAAUACAGAGUAUCACAUAUCGUACAUCGACUGUCUUUUUUGCUGUAUGUCUGCAAUGACGGUGACUGGACUGGCAACUGUGGAUCUGAGUACUCUGAGUCCUUUUCAACAAGUGAUAUUGUUCCUUCAAAUGAUUAUUGGAAGUCUGUCGUUUGUGUCGAUCGUUAUGAUUCUAGUCAGACAGUACUUCUUUCGACAAACUUUCAAGCAUGUCCUUCAAGAACGAGAAAGGAGAAGAACUCGCCUAACUAAGACUAUCACUCGCGUGGCCACGGCAGCUCCACCUAUAUCUGCUAUACGGAAAAGGUUUGGCGCUGGUUUUCGCCAGUUUGAUAAGGGCGAUACUGAAUUAAAAAAUGGGUCUCCGGAGCGUUCAGCGCCAUCGUCUCUAGAGUUGAAAGCCGUUUCUCACUCGCCAAAGAAGCCUGAAGAUCAUCAUCAUAAGCACUGGAAGAAGGGACAUCAAAAGUUACGUCCGGACAUGAUCAAACGUGUUCAAGGUGGAGGCGUUGGUCUGGUCAAUCCCAUGGGAUGGUACGACGUCGAACGAGCAGAAAUUGCAACCCCGGCACCCACGCCAGAACUCAGAAGUGACACGCCAUUGCCGUCUGGUAAGACUGUGGCUGCUGAUGGAAAAGACUUAUCCCAAGCUUUGGAGGCAGUUGUUGUCAGCGGAGUAGCACAGGCGCGGCAGUCGGCAGGAGAAGCAGAACAAGAGGUUUCCGAAGUGGAGAACAAGGAGCCAAAGACAAAGCUGUCCGAGGCUGAAGCUGGAGCUAAAGUGGCUGACAAAGUCAGCACCGGAUCUAAUGAAGGUGAUCGAACGCCCACCCCACCUCCAUCCCCGGCCCGUCACAAGAUCCCAUAUGCCGGUUUGCAGCUUACAGAUGAGGCCUUUCCUAGGUCCAAGACAAUUGCUUUUGAGGACACAAUUGACGAUAGCCAUGACCAUCGAGAACGAGGCCCAACCACUCAAAGAGAAGGCGGCACGUUCCCAAGGACAGCUACUUUCCGUAAUAAUGCCGUAGACCCUCGACUGCCCCACUCUGCCACCAUGCAAUCCAAUGCUGGUAAUUUCCCGCGCACUUACUCUCUCCGCCCAAUGAACAGCCGUCGCACUGAUGCAAAGAUGGAGGGCUUUGGUGGGUUUCCUACACCUCUAGCCAUUGGUAAAAAAGUCUUUGGCAAGGUUUUUCCGGAAACGUCCAAAAGCCUUUCAAAGACAUUCACAGUACCUCGAACCAAUACACUGAGUGGACGUAGCACGGGGGGAGGGACGGAAGGCAAAGACGCCCCCUAUAUAUCUUUCUCUGCAACUGUUGGGAGGAACAGUCGUUUCCAGGGUUUGACCACCGAACAGAUGGAUGAACUGGGAGGUGUCGAAUAUCGAGCUCUCCGAGUGCUUCUCUACAUCGUCGUGGGCUAUGUCAUCUUCAUGCCGCUCGCCGGGUUUGUCAUUAUUGCCCCCUAUAUUUCCGCUGGAAACCGUUAUGACUACGUCUUCAACGAACAACCGAGAAAUGUUGGGAUUCCUUGGUUCGCCUUAUAUCAAUCUAUUUCAGCUUUUACCAACACUGGCAUGAGUUUAUGCGACAUGAGCAUGCUGCCGUUUCAAAGAGCAUACCUCAUGAUAGUUGUUAUGAUAAUAUUGAUCUUUGCUGGAAAUACUGCUUUACCUGUAUUCCUCCGUUGUACAGUAUGGGUUAUCUACAAAUGUGUUCCGGAGUCUUCACGUGUUCGGGAGUCGCUCAAAUUCCUUCUGGAUCACCCUCGAAGGUGCUUCGUCUAUCUUUUCCCCUCUACCCAAACAUGGGUACUCGCUCUUGUCAUGCUUACUCUCACUCUCAUUGAUUGGGUCAGUUUUUUGGUUCUCGACUUGGGCACCGAAGCCAUCAUGUCUUUACCUAUUGGGACCAGGAUAGCAGCGGGCUUUCUACAGUCUGCUGCUGUUCGUGCUGCAGGUUUCAGUAUUGUUCCUCUCGGGGAUCUUGCGCCUGCCGUCAAAGUUCUUUACGUUGUUAUGAUGUACAUAUCUGUUUAUCCCAUCGCGCUGUCAGUGCGAUCUACAAACGUAUAUGAAGAGAAGAGUCUUGGUCUGUUUGGUGAUGAAGUUGAGGAAGAUGAUCUGUCUGAAGAGGGAAGCGGCGCUCAUGCAGUAGCAAAAUAUAUUGGUUGGCACGCGAGACGUCAGCUAGCAUUUGAUAUCUGGUGGCUUGCUUUUGCAUUAUGGCUUGUCUGCAUUAUAGAGCGAGGGCAUAUCGACAACGAUCAAGAAUGGUUCAGCAUUUUUAACAUUAUUUUUGAACUGGUCAGCGCUUACGCGACUGUGGGUCUAAGUCUAGGAGUGCCCUAUGAUAACUAUUCGUUCUGCGGUGGGUUCCGAAAGCUUUCCAAAUUGGUAGUGAUAAUUGUCAUGCUACGUGGCAGACACAGAGGCUUGCCUGUUGCCAUCGAUCGUGCUGUCAUGCUGCCAAAGGACUUUACUACUGCCGAAGAGACUGCUUUCGAAGAAGAACGUUCUAGGCGUGCAUCGCGAAUGGGAAGCAUGUUCAAUGAAGACGUCUUUGACAUGCGUAGGGGUUCUUACGGGGGGGAUGUCCCCAACUACAGAGCGAGCGACCCUGCUAGCUGAGUGGGAGUAGGUGGAAAGAUGUUGAGGUCGAAGACAGAGAGAAAGGUUGGGUAGAUGUGAGGGUGGUCAAGGGGUUGAUGGUCGAGGUGAGGGAUGGUCGGAUGACAGGCGAGCCAGAGUUAGGAGUCUUGAGGUCUUGAGGCGAGAGAUGAAUAGCGCCAGGUUCUCCUUUUCUCCUGAGAGGCCUUCCAAUCCUAAUCCAAAUUCCAAUUCAAAUCCAAAUUCAAUGUUCCAAUACUAAUCUCAGCUAAUUCUCCUGCGCCCCUGGCGCGAAUCAAAGUAAGAGC
This is a messenger RNA of Cryptococcus deneoformans JEC21, 3404 nucleotides long. RefSeq names its product potassium transport protein, high-affinity, putative. Gene Ontology annotation, biological process: intracellular potassium ion homeostasis; potassium ion import across plasma membrane. Lineage: Eukaryota; Fungi; Basidiomycota; Tremellomycetes; Tremellales; Cryptococcaceae. The transcript has 22 exons. Gene Ontology annotation, cellular component: plasma membrane. Gene Ontology annotation, molecular function: high-affinity potassium ion transmembrane transporter activity. Bases 319 to 3117 code for a protein of 932 amino acids. The record is from RefSeq and is a predicted model, not a curated record.